Molecule: messenger RNA, 715 nt
Organism: Ochlerotatus camptorhynchus
Lineage: Eukaryota; Metazoa; Arthropoda; Insecta; Diptera; Culicidae
Product: UPF0598 protein CG30010-like
Exons: 3
Coding region: 65-700 (211 amino acids)
Source: RefSeq, a predicted model, not a curated record
UGGUGAAAAUUUCUGAUCUUCAAUCUGGGCAGAUUUUUUGUCAAUAGUUGAUUUAAGGGUGAACAUGAUUUUUAAACGGCUAAUGAUAUCGGCAGCGAGAAGAAGUUUUUCGUCCGGUGUAAGCUACGUUCAAGGCCAAUCGCCAGCACCAAAACUACGCGAAUAUUUCUACUACAUCGAUCAUGAAGGAAUGCUCUUCUUGGAUGAUGCCCGAAUCAAAAACUUCACAUCCUGCUUCAAGGAGAAGAAAUUCCUGGAAUUUUUCUUCAAGCGACUGCGCCUGAACGAUGGCGACCGCUACCGAGAGCACUUUCCCUUCGUAUCGCCCUGCGGUCGCGAACGGAACUACAUCCGCUGCGAUGACGUUCCCGUUGUGUUCACCCACGUUUUUCGGGAUGCGGAAGGCAUAGAACGGCUGGCGUUCGCCCACGCGGGAGAUCUACUGAACGUACCAUGGGAGCCCAACCGGAUCUGUAUGUUUCCGCUCAGUGGACGCGUGUACCAUCCGGCACCGGAACGUUACGGCUCGGUGGGUUUGAUCCGUUCCAAAUUGGCCAUCGAGCUGAGCAGGCAUUUUACCUUCCUCAAUGGUGAAGAACAACCGCCAACGCAUUUCACGUGGGAUUCGAUAAAGCACAAACUGGAUAGCGAAUGGUGGAAAAGUACCUACAUCAACCAACGGGGUGAAUCGUUAGAGUAACACACAAACAGGGAU